CUGUAAUCUGGUCCUCCCCGCCAGCAUCGUCAACCCGAUUUCUACGCAAGACACACAGUGUCUGUUCUUCACGAAGGCAUUAACCCCAUUUUCAUCAAAUGGCUACCUCUCCGGCAUCCGAUUCUGCAUCUUCUCUCCGGAUCCCAACAAAAGAGAUCAUCACGCCCGCACAGCUAGAGUACUUUCAGACUUGUCAGACUCACGACGAAAUUCUGGCAUACAUUACCAAACUGAAUGAAGCUGCUAUCGGUGUCACUCUCAGCGCGGAUUGCCCACAAUCUCAGGGCAUUGUCGCAGUUCUUGCUGUUCUUGACGAAGUCGAGAAAACUGCCAAAUCGAUUCCGCCAGUCGAAAACUCCGCAUCAAGAUUUGGCAAUCCAGCGUUUCGGACGUUUUACGACCGCAUUUCCGAGCUGUAUCCAACUUUUCACAAUAAACUUUCGAUCUCUUCAACAUCGAGCUCUGAAUUAGGUGCAUACUUCUGCGAGUCAUGGGGCAAUCGGACACGUAUCGAUUAUGGGAGCGGGAUGGAGCUGAACUUUCUCUGUUGGUUAUUGUGUUUAGAGAAGCUGGGAGCUUUCCAAGACAAGGAUCACACAGCUCUUGUGACCAAGGUGUUUUGGAGGUACAUCCAGAUCAUGCGGGUGCUGCAGUCAACGUACUGGCUUGAACCUGCGGGCUCGCACGGUGUCUGGGGGCUGGACGACUAUCACUUUCUUCCAUUCUUGUUCGGAGCGGCACAACUACGAGGUCACAAAUACAUACGACCCAAAGCAAUCCAUGAUCCAGAGGUCGUAGAAGAAUACGCGAAGGAAUACAUCUAUUUUGCAUGCAUCCAGUUCAUCAACUCAAUUAAGACGGCAUCGUUACGCUGGCAUUCUCCAAUGCUCGAUGAUAUCUCUGCUGUGAAAAGCUGGGACAAGGUCAACUCUGGGAUGGUCAAGAUGUACCAGGCCGAAGUUCUGGGCAAACUGCCCGUGAUCCAGCACUUUUUAUUCGGCUCGUUGCUGCCGUAUGGAGGACCGGUUGUUGCUGGCGAUGGCCAAGACGACGGCCACGGGCAUGGGCCGGGACACAAGCAUGAAGGGUGGGGGGACUGUUGCGGCAUACCUGUGCCGAGCGCCUUCGCUGCAGCGAACGUAGAAAAGAAGGCCGCCCCACGAAUCAUCGGUGAAGGGAUCCGUCGUGUACCGUUCGAUUAAGUUCAGCUUUCCCCCUUGGGCGCACUCUUGUAGUGUCAUGUAUCGACUGAUUUCGAUUCUUGAAUUUUAGACCUGUCUGUAAAUACUAUCAAGUAGUCCAAGUGUACUUCUAUAUUGAUGCCCAAUUUGAUGGUGACUGAUGCCACUAGAA
This is a messenger RNA of Mycena citricolor, 1353 nucleotides long. Lineage: Eukaryota; Fungi; Basidiomycota; Agaricomycetes; Agaricales; Mycenaceae. The record is from the annotation of a GenBank genome assembly.